AUGAUUCCUCAAACACAGAUUGAAGCAGUUAUGGAUUAUGAACAAAUGUCCAAGUUUAUAACUUGGGUAGCAUUUAGGAUGUUAAAGCAACCUCAUAAUCCAUCGAUUAACUUCGAACAACUGCUUAAUCUGUUACUCUAUGCUACCCGUUUGACGAAAACAACCAUCUUGGUUGCUAUAGAAUAUCUCAACCAGAGGUUUUCCCACUUGGAAGUCCCAUUCAUGGAUGAAGGCGAAGUCUUCACCCUUUUGGUGGUCUCCAUGAUGUUGGCAAAUAAGAGUCAGGAUGAUGCUACAUUCACUGCUCGUUCAUGGUCCCAAGCCAGUGGUAUCAGAUUGGAGAUGUUGAAUGAGUACGAGAGAAAAUGGCUCGAAGCUAUCAAGUGGGAUUUGUUUAUCAAUAAGUUCCUGGAAAACAUUGAAAUCUUGGAAAAAUGUUGGUACACUUACUUGCAAAAUGGUUAUAAUACAACCGCGCCUACUGUUGGUGUUGCUGGUGCUACUCCUCCUUCAAUUAGUGGUAGUACCGCGUCGCUCACCCCAACUGGACUCACUUCCUCGGCAACUAUGGCUACUGGUGUUGGCGUUGGUAUUGGUGCUGCCGCUGCAGCUACUACUACCAUGUCUCAAUACAAUAGCAACUAUAACUAUGGGUAUGAUGAACCAUCUUAUUCAUCCUACAGUUACUAUCCACAACAAUCCUAUAGUUAUUAUCCACAAUCAUAUAACUACUACUAUUCUCAACCUACCCAACAUGUUCCUGUUCCUCCAGCUGCUCCAAUGCCAUCAUUAUAUUACGAUCCAGUUGUAAUCCUGGUAUUCCCUUAG
Messenger RNA from Candida tropicalis MYA-3404, 828 nucleotides. It is a transcript of the gene CLG1, whose product is annotated as Clg1p. The record is from RefSeq and is a predicted model, not a curated record. Gene Ontology annotation, biological process: regulation of cyclin-dependent protein serine/threonine kinase activity. Bases 1 to 828 code for a protein of 275 amino acids. Gene Ontology annotation, molecular function: protein kinase binding; cyclin-dependent protein serine/threonine kinase regulator activity. The transcript has a single exon. NCBI's taxonomy places the organism in Eukaryota, Fungi, Ascomycota, Pichiomycetes, Serinales, Debaryomycetaceae. Gene Ontology annotation, cellular component: nucleus; cyclin-dependent protein kinase holoenzyme complex.